Schistosoma mattheei is the source of this 981-nucleotide messenger RNA. The record is from the annotation of a GenBank genome assembly. Lineage: Eukaryota; Metazoa; Platyhelminthes; Trematoda; Strigeidida; Schistosomatidae.
AUGUUAUUGAUUUGGAGUGUACUGAUCCCCAUUGUAUGUUUAUGGACGGUUGGCAUAAUUUUCAUGUGGUCAUUUGAUAGUAACGAUUCGAUUAAUACCUAUUCACUGUUUGACUCGGUUUGCAAGAAUGUCUACUUUAAACAAUGUACACAGUCAAGAAGUUCAUGGCUUAAAUGCAUCGGAAAUAUAAACAGACCGAACAGGCAACACAGACGGAACCACACGGAUCUAACGUCAAAAUGGCCACCGUCUUCUAUAUCCGGGUUGUUUGAUGAUGCGCUACCAAUAAUCAAUCUUGCUUUACGUGUUCCAGUUGCUAAGAAUGCUGAGAAUCCUUUCGAUAGCCCAUACUAUCGAAAAUAUCUACGCCUCACCACAAGAAAUGAGGACAACAUAAUGAGAUCCCCGGGUCUCUGGUCAUCCGGAUACAGUUUAUUUCCUCAAACAUUGGAUUUCGACAAAGUGAUAUACGAUUUUGAAAAGGGUUUUCCAUCAACCACAUUGCCAAUAAACAAUCCGGACAUAUUAGUAUUACGACUGCCAAAAAGUGUUUGCAACCCAUGUGGGAGAGAACGUGUUCCUGACUUAAUUGUUGUGAUCAAAUCCUGUAGCUACUGUUCGAAUGAACGGGACCAUGCACGAAAUACAUUUAUGCGGAAGCACUUAUGGUCGAAUAUCACUGUCCAAUUCGUCUUUGUUGUGGGUAUACCCUAUCCAAAUGAAUCAAACAUGUUCACAUUUGGUAAUUAUAAAUUUCAACUGAGAAAUUCUUGGUGGAGGUUAUCGAGGAAGCAUGACAGAGAUAGAUGGACAUUUAUUAAACGACUUGCAAUGGAAGCAGAUUUUCACGAAGACAUUUUGAUGCUGUUCACUCUGCCGAUACUUUUCAAAUCGUCAUAUCCCGUGCUAUUACAAACAAGAAGUGUUGUCAAUAAUUGUUUUAUAUUGAAUAUAUUUCCCUUAACAUUUUUUACUUGUUGA